GGAGAAAACCGUCUAUGACUAAUUAUUUUAAAAAGAAUCCCUUUAACCAAUUUCUUUUAACAAACAAUUCCUUUCCAAAUCUAACAGUGGGCCCGGAUACACUUGUCAUUAACGGUCACCAAAUUGAACGUUCGGUCUGGUUCAAUAUGUAAAAAACCAACGAACAAUCCGGCCGGUCGAAAUGGAUUGGCCGAACAAUUUCCUUCUCUUCUUUUGCAUCUUCAACAUUUCAGUCUUUGCCUUCUUCUUCUUCAACCUCUGAAACAAUGGCGUCUCUACAAGAAUUACUCACUCGAGAAGGAUUUGAAGGCAGUAAUUACCCCAGUACUCGAAAACUCUCAAGGCCCAAAGGAAGAAGCAGAACAGCUCCAGAUGAUUCUGUCACUUUGCCCAUAUACAUAUGCCACGACAAGAAAACCAUCGAUUCUUCAAAGAAAAAGCACGAUAAACCUCUUGUACGAAAUGGGUCUUCCGUAUAUUCUUCGAAACGAGUCGGUUCGGUCUCCGAGACCUUGCCCUGUAAAUCAAUGGAGGAACCAGCCAUUGAUGAAAUUGCUAUACGAGCUGUGGUUUCCAUUCUUAGUGGGUAUGUGGGGAGGUACUCAAAGGAUGAAAAUUUUAGAGAAAUAGUGAGAAAAAAAUGUAAUCCGUGUUUGAUACGAAAGGGGGAAAUGGAGAGUGGGAUUUGCAGUAACUUGGAGAUGGGUAUGAAAAGUGUUGACAGAUUGGUUGAAGAAGGCCAUGGAAAUGAAAGGGAAUUGAGAAUAAAAGCUUCUAGAAAUUCCAUUGGUCUUCUUAAUAUGGUGAUUACCUCUUUGGAUUCUGCAAAAAAUUCCACCAAAAAUGGUGCUCAUUCUCAUCUUUCUGCAUGUGCUCAGCUCUAUUUAGCGAUUGUUAACAAAAUAGAGAAGAAUGAGAGGGUUUCUGCUAAGCAUCUUCUUCAAGUAUUUUGUGAUUCUCCAUAUUUUGCUCGAACCCAUCUUCUGCCAGACCUUUGGGAGCAUUUCUUUCUUCCCCAUCUCCUCCAUUUGAAGGUUUGGUACAAUCAGGAGCUUGAAUUUGUAUCUAACUUUGAAUGUGAACACAAGGAUAGAAAAAUCAAGGCCUUGAAUAAGGUCUAUAAUGACCAUAUGGAUAGGGGAACUGUUCAAUUUGCUUUGUAUUAUAUACAAUGGCUCAAAGAUGGAGCCAGAGCCCCUCCUGUUCCUGUCGUUCCUUCACCUUCAAAAUCCAUCCAUAAGGCUUCGAGAAGAUCGUCGGAUUCGUACUUUUCGCAGCCGUCUUCGAAUAAGAAUCUAUAUCAUGCUGUUUUUGGUCCAAGUCUUGACCAGCAAUUAGCUGAGUUGAGGAGGGGAAAUUUGGUUGCAGCCAUGGCAAGGAGUUCACAUGAAAAGGAGAUUUUAUUUUCAGACAAGCACUAUGAAAAUAGUGCUUCUGUUCAAGUCUGUAACUCCAUCUCCAUCUUCAAUAUAGAAUCAUUUGGCUCUUGGUUAGAAAAAUCUAGAUGCACUGUUUUUAUUUUCCUCCGUUCUUUAUUGUUUCUGCAGGAUGAACACAGCAACCGAAGAAUGUCAUCCGUCCUUGACUACCGAAGUCAUAAUACUGAAUCAUGGCGCGAAACCGUAAAAUCUGACUAUUUUCGAUUCUUCACAUGUCAGAAUAUUACAAAAGAAUACUUGGAAAGCAGCAAUGUGAUUACCAAAAACAGCUUUGUUAAAGUGGAAGGAAGAAACCAUCUUCUUUCCAACGAUUUCAGCAAGGCCAUAACCGCAAUCUGCUCCUCAGAUAUAUUGAGUGAGUGUGAGAUAGCUGUUCGUGUAGUUACCAAAGCUUGGUUGGACGCCCACGGUGACAGUAACAUUGAGGUUGCGUUAUCGCAGCCACCAGUAGUCGAGGGAAUGCUGGAGGUUUUAUUAGCUUCCGACGAUGAUGAGAUUUUAGAAUUAGUGAUUUCAGUUUUAGCAGAACUUGCUGCAAGGAGUGAGAUUAUUCAACAGAUGAUAUUGAACUCUGAUCCCCAGCUGCAAGUGUUUCUUAAACUCUUGAAAAGUAGCAGUCUAUUCCUCAAAGCAUCAAUUUUACUUUACCUAUCAAAGCCACAGGCAAAACAGAUGAUUUCGGUUGAAUGGUUACCACUAGUCCUCAGAGUAUUGGAGUUUGGAGGCCAGUUACAGACAUUAUUCUCGGUACAGUGCAAGCCACAUGAAGCAGCAUUUUACCUUCUAGACCAACUACUGAAAGGGUUUGAUGAAGACAGAAACUUGGAGAAUAGUAGACACUUGAUUGCGCUUGGGGGAUUAAGUCUGCUGCUGAGAAGGUUAGAGAGAGGUGAGAUUGAAGAAAGGAAGAAUUCUGUUUCAAUAAUUUCAUGCUGCAUCCAAGCUGAUGGAAGCUGUCGAAACUACUUGGCGGAGAAUCUGAACAAGGCUUCACUUCUUGAACUUGUUGUCCAUGAAAGCAACAAAAACUCUGAUAGGGGUGGUUUGGCUUUACUUGUUGAUCUACUCUGCCUUAGUCGAAGAACAAGAAUCACUAAACUCUUGGAUGGACUUAAAGAAGGAUGGAGUGGCUUGGGCAUCAUGAACAUUUUGUCUGUUUAUCUUCAGCGAGCUCUUCCUGAGGAGCAGCCUUUAGUCGCAACAACGCUAUUGCAGCUUGAUUUCAUGGAAGACGCCCUCAACUGCAGCAUAUUCAGAGAAGAGGCCAUCGUGACAAUUAUAACUGCCUUGAAUGCUCGAAUAUGUGGAGAAAAAGCACAGGACAAUUUGGCUAGAGCUCUCUUGAUUUUGGGAGGUCGGUUUUCAUGUACCGGAGAACCAAGCACAGAAAAUUGGCUUCUAAAACUAGCAGGUUUCAAAGAGAACUCUGGGGAUUCAUCUCAUAGCAAGCAUCUCUACGAUGACGUCGUGCAAUUGUAUGAAGAGGAAGAAGAAGUGAUGAAUUGGCAGUUAAAAGCAGCUAGUGUGUUGUUUAACCAUGGACAUAAGAGUUUAUUGUCUUCCCUUUCGACAUCAAUGACUAGUUGCAUCCGGCCAAGUCUAGCAAAAGCAUGUCUUAUCACGUUGUCGUGGAUGAGCAGAUACCUGUUCGUUAUUAGAGAGGAGAAGCUAUGUUUAAUGGCACCCUCAAUUCUAGUACCACCCUUAAUAAAAUACUUGAAUCACGACAAAGCGGUCGAGGACCAAGUGCUGGCAUCAUAUUCAUUGCUUAACCUUGGCAAAUAUACAGAGUGCAAGCAUAUUUUCCGAUUGUUUGAUGAUGAAGCUCUAGAUCAUCUUCGAAAUCUCUCUCUAGUGACAUGGACAGCAGAAGAGCUAAUCUUGAUUAUUACAAGUGGAUCGAUGGAUCCAUAUACCGAACGAGAGAACUCAGACAAUCAAGGAAGCACAAGAGAAUGAUUCAGGUUUCUCUUCACUCCUGGUUGUGGCCAUGUGCUACUCAUCAAGAUGAUCACACACACAAACAUAUAUAUUCGUUUUUUAUUGAAUUGAUUAUUCCAUUUCGAGCUUUGACGUGUAAUUUCUAGUUGCAUUUAUGACCGAAAAUCCUUUUGUAAAUAGGAAAGUGUAGUGCAAAAUCCCUAUUGUUUAUGUUAAAAACAGAAAAAUAUUGAAAUGUUUUUAACUUGGUUGUAUUGUUUUGGAGUAUGGGCCACCAUUAGCAAAUGUUGCUUUCAAAACUUGAUGGGAAGUUUCUAUCAGUGUCUUUUGGUAAA
This is a messenger RNA of Cucumis sativus (cucumber), 3715 nucleotides long. RefSeq names its product putative E3 ubiquitin-protein ligase LIN-2. Bases 267 to 3398 code for a protein of 1043 amino acids. The record is from RefSeq and is a predicted model, not a curated record. The transcript is spliced from 6 exons. NCBI's taxonomy places the organism in Eukaryota, Viridiplantae, Streptophyta, Magnoliopsida, Cucurbitales, Cucurbitaceae.